Tauraco erythrolophus (red-crested turaco) is the source of this 1521-nucleotide messenger RNA. RefSeq names its product potassium voltage-gated channel modifier subfamily G member 1 (gene KCNG1). Lineage: Eukaryota; Metazoa; Chordata; Aves; Musophagiformes; Musophagidae. Gene Ontology annotation, biological process: action potential; potassium ion transmembrane transport; protein homooligomerization. Gene Ontology annotation, molecular function: delayed rectifier potassium channel activity. Gene Ontology annotation, cellular component: membrane; voltage-gated potassium channel complex. The record is from RefSeq and is a predicted model, not a curated record.
AUGACUCUUCUACCUGGAGAAAAUUCCGACUAUGACUAUAGUGCCCUGAGCUGUGCUUCAGAUACUUCCUUCAACCACACAUUCUUUCCAGAAACAGAAACCCUUAAGGGAGUCUUUUACCAAAGAGCCAAGCUGAUUCACCCUCAAGAAGAUGUCCUGAAAGGCUUUCACCCUGAUGAUCGGAAGCAUCAUAUCAUUAUAAACGUAGGGGGCAUUAAGUAUUUGCUCCCAUGGACCACGCUUGAUGAAUUCCCAUUGACACGUUUGGGGCAACUAAAAUUCUGUAAUAAUUUUGACGACAUUCUAAACAUCUGUGAUGAUUACGAUGUGACAUGUAAUGAAUUCUUUUUCGACCGCAACCCAGGGGCAUUCAGGACAAUCCUGACCUUUUUGCGAGUUGGUAAGCUGCGGCUCUUGCGUGAGAUGUGUGCAUUGUCUUUCCAAGAGGAGCUGCUUUACUGGGGAAUUGAGGAAGACAGCUUGGACUGGUGUUGCAAAAGGAGAUAUCUGCAAAAAAUGGAGGAGUUUACAGAAAUAAAUGAACGGGAGGAUGACCUCAUAGAUAAUGAAACAGGUGAAACAGUAGAGGACACAAAAAUUGGCUUGUGCAUGAAAAAGUUGCAAGACAUGGUGGAAAGGCCCCAGUCUGGCCUCCCUGGAAAGGUGUUUGCUUGUUUGUCUGUUUUAUUUGUAACUAUUACAGCAGUGAACUUAUCCAUCAGCACCAUGCCUGACCUGAGGGAGGAGGAGGAAAAGGGUGAGUGUUCCCAGAUGUGCUACAAUAUUUUCAUUGUGGAGUCUGUCUGUGUGGCAUGGUUUUCCCUGGAAUUCCUGCUAAGAUUCAUCCAGGCAAAGAGCAAGUUUGCAUUUUUGCGGAGACCAUUAACCCUGAUAGACAUAAUAGCCAUUCUGCCAUACUACAUCACUUUGCUAGUAGACACCACUUCGGUGGGCUAUAAAAAGCCCAGCUCUGGGAGCAUCUACCUGGACAAAGUAGGUCUGGUCCUCCGUAUUCUCCGUGCCUUGAGGAUUCUCUAUGUCAUGCGGCUGGCCAGGGACUCCCUGGGGCUGCUGGGGCUGCCCGCCCGCCGGUGCACCCGGGAGUUCGGUCUCUUGCUGCUCUUCCUCUGCGUGGCCAUCGCGCUGUUUGCACCGCUCCUGUAUGUCGUCGAGAACGAGAUGGCGGACUCGCAGGAGUUUACGAGCAUCCCCGCGUGCUACUGGUGGGCCGUCAUCACCAUGACCACGGUAGGCUACGGAGAUAUGGUUCCCAGGAGCAUUCCCGGCCAAGUGGUGGCACUAAGCAGCAUCCUGAGUGGCAUCCUCCUCAUGGCAUUUCCAGUCACCUCCAUCUUCCACACGUUUUCACGCUCCUACAUUGAGCUAAAGCAAGAACAGGAAAGAAUAAUGUACAGGAGAGCACAGUUCUUAUUAAAAACAAAGUCUCAGAUAAGCAAUGCAUCACAAGGGAGUGAUAUUUUAUUCCCCAGUGUCUCUUCUGAGACUAGGGACAAUGAAUGA